AUGGCGCCUGACUCAGCAUCAAGACACCCAGCGACCCCCAUUCCCAGCAUCCAGACACCCAGUGACCCCCAUUCCCAGCAUCCAGACACCCAGCGACCCCCAUUCCCAGCAUCCAGACACCCAACGACCCCCAUUCCCAGCAUCAAGACACCCAGCGACCCCCAUUCCCAGCAUCAAGACACCCAGCGACCCCCAUUCCCAGCAUCCAGACACCCAGUGACCCCCAUUCCCAGCAUCCAGACACCCAGCGACCCCCAUUCCCAGCAUCCAGACACCCAACGACCCCCAUUCCCAGCAUCAAGACACCCAGCGACCCCCAUUCCCAGCAUCAAGACACCCAGCGACCCCCAUUCCCAGCAUCCAGACACCCAGCGACCCCCAUUCCCAGCAUCCAGACACCCAACGACCCCCAUUCCCAGCAUCAAGACACCCAGCGACCCCCAUUCCCAGCACCAAGUCACCCAACGAGUCCAUUCCCAGCAUCCAGACACCCAGUGA
Molecule: messenger RNA, 498 nt
Organism: Physella acuta
Lineage: Eukaryota; Metazoa; Mollusca; Gastropoda; Physidae
Source: RefSeq, a predicted model, not a curated record